AUGGUGAAUAUUGCCAACACUAUAGAGGCGAAUGCUGUUGCGACUCUGAAAGCUGUGCAGAGGCUAGGUCAACUGGCCGGGAACGACAUUAGAAACAGGAACGGCAACGGAAAUGCGAACGAUGAAGGGAAUGCUCAUGCUAACGCUAAACGAAAUGAAGAUAACAUGGGAGCCUUUUACAAGAAGUACUUCCCUGAGUCUGCAAGGAAAGUGAAGGAGAUGGAGCUAAUGCAGCUGAAGCAAGGUUCCAUGUCUGUGGCAGAAUACACCAACAAGUUUGAAGAGCUUUGUAGGUUUUCUCGGGUGUGUCAGGGUGACCUAGAGACUUACGAGAGCUGGAGGUGUAUUAAGUACCAGAGUGGUUUAAAGGAUAGCAUUAUGACUGUUGUGGCUCCUAUGGAGAUCUGUGUCUUCUCCGACUUGGUGAACAAAGCAAGGGUGGUGGAAGAAUAUGCUAAGACAGUGGCUACGUUCAAGGACACUCAUGGAGGAGGUAGUAGCAAAGGGCGUGGCAAGUAUCACCAUCUGAGGAGUCAAAGCUUCAAGAGAGGAGGAUAUGCCCACCAAGGUCAUGGAGGUUUCAGGAAGAACACUCAUGAUCAGUUUCAGCGUGGUAAGGGAAGAGGAAGUCAGAGUGGGUGCUUCAACUGUGGACUGCCUGGUCAUAUUGCAAAGGAUUGCACUCGUGGGAAGAACCUGAAUACGGUUAAGGAACUAGGCUUAAAAGUGUCAGAGUUACCUUUUGAUCUGCAUGUACAUACUCCACAUCAGACAGUUAUGACUAGGUCAGGUUGUAGACAAGUAGGUUUCAAGCUUGAGCGUAGAGAUUUUGUACAUGAUUUGAUCUGUUUACCUAUGGUUGGGUUGGAGAUGAUUUUGGGUGGGGAAGAGUGUCAGGGUUACAUCUUGUUAACUGCUAAUGCUUCGGGUGAUACCCAAGGCUUAGAUCAGAUCCCGGUAGUUAGGGAUUUUUCGAAGGUAUUUCCGGAGGAUAUUCCUGAGUUCCCUCCUCAAAGAGAGAUUGAGUUUGCGAUUGAAUUGGUGCCGAGAGCCGGACUAAUGUCGGUUGCACCGUAUAGAAUGGCUCCGAAAGAGCUGGCCGAGUUAAAGGUUCAGUUGGAAGAGCUUCUGAACAACAGGUUCAUUCGACCGAGUGUAUCACCGUAG
Messenger RNA from Arachis stenosperma, 1167 nucleotides. RefSeq lists its product as uncharacterized. Gene Ontology annotation, molecular function: zinc ion binding; nucleic acid binding. Lineage: Eukaryota; Viridiplantae; Streptophyta; Magnoliopsida; Fabales; Fabaceae. The transcript has 4 exons. The record is from RefSeq and is a predicted model, not a curated record. Bases 1 to 1167 code for a protein of 388 amino acids.